AUGUUCAGGGACACAUUUACUUUCACCCCUUCGACACUCCGUUCGUUAAGGUUACGGAGGGAGCUGCAGAAUUUGGAGGAUGAAAGGAGAGCUUCGUACAGGUCUCCCAGAAACAGACAAACUGCUGCUCUCAGCCAAAGUGUAUUCAGGGAAUCGAGAACGUUGUCACAGCUCUCCAGCGAUUCUGCCGUCCGCGACGCUUUGUGCGAUGGAGAUCUGGACAAGAUCCGAGCCGUCUUCCACAGUAAAGAGGCGGCCAACGCGACUAUACAGACAGUCAGCCAUGAACUGAGCUGGUCGGCUGAGCUAGGUCUUUGGUCACUGAUCUCCAAACAGAAGCAGACGUCUGCACUUCAUAUCACUGCAGAGCGAGGGCACACAGCUUGUGUGAAGCACCUGUUAGAACAUGGCGCUGAUGUAAAUGCUGCCCCUGGAGGAGCAACUGCCUUGCAUACUGCCUGUGCCAAUGGACACACUGAAUGCACCCAACUUUUGCUCAAUAUUGGUGCUAAUCCCAAUGCAAUCUCUGAAGAAGGGUAUGCUCCUUUGCACCUGUGCACCAGUCCCCAGACCUUUCUGUGUGCUAAACUCCUGCUGGAACAUAAUGCCAGAGUUAAUAUGCAGACCAAAGACAGAGAGAAUACGCCACUUCACAUAGCUGCAAAACAUGGUUUAGACAAACAUGUGGACCUUUAUCUGAACUAUUGUGCCUACAGUCACAAGAAGAACCGAGAAGGUGAAACUGCACUAAAUACUGCCUGCUCAUAUGCUGACAAGCCUGAGACUUUUGGCAGAUAUUACAGAGUCUGUAAAAUGCUGAUUAAUUCUGGAGCCAAUGUGAAAACUGCUGGGAAAAAAAAUCACACACCACUCCACAAUGCCUGUGGGAAUGGGCAUCCCGAUAUUGUAGAUCUUUUGCUGCUGCAUGGUGCCUCUGUAAAUGCCAAGAACUGUGCUGGCUACACUCCAAUGGACUGUAUUUUACAGGCUGUCGAAGAUCAUCUGGAACAGCAUCCUGAGCGAAUUGUCGUAGCUCUGUUGAAUCAUGGUGCAGGUCCAGUUGACCCUAAGAUGCUUAAACAAUGUGCAAUGUCUCCUUGGACAAUGGAAGCUCUGUUAAAUACCUAUGAGAGUAUUCCACUUUGUGACACUUGGAUUGAGGCAGUAUCCCUUGAUGUGUGGCAGAAAUAUCAAGUAUUCUAUGAAUCCAUUAUACAAAUGACCAACAAACCUCGUUCUCUUCAACAUCUUGCACGCUGUGCCUUAAGGAACUAUCUUGGAACUAGAUGCCAUUCAGUCAUACCACAACUACAACUUCCAAAUAGCUUUGCAGAAUUUUUACUCUUGAAAUUUGAAGGUUAUAUCAAAUGA
This is a messenger RNA of Rhincodon typus (whale shark), 1371 nucleotides long. It is a transcript of the gene asb16, whose product is annotated as ankyrin repeat and SOCS box containing 16. The record is from RefSeq and is a predicted model, not a curated record. Lineage: Eukaryota; Metazoa; Chordata; Chondrichthyes; Orectolobiformes; Rhincodontidae. Gene Ontology annotation, cellular component: membrane; synapse; axon initial segment. Gene Ontology annotation, biological process: negative regulation of delayed rectifier potassium channel activity; intracellular signal transduction; neuronal action potential. Bases 1 to 1371 code for a protein of 456 amino acids. The transcript is spliced from 5 exons. Gene Ontology annotation, molecular function: transmembrane transporter binding.